Halichondria panicea is the source of this 2426-nucleotide messenger RNA. RefSeq lists its product as uncharacterized. The coding region runs from base 1 to 2022 and encodes 673 amino acids. Gene Ontology annotation, biological process: DNA recombination; DNA integration. The transcript has 5 exons. Gene Ontology annotation, molecular function: DNA binding. The record is from RefSeq and is a predicted model, not a curated record. NCBI's taxonomy places the organism in Eukaryota, Metazoa, Porifera, Demospongiae, Suberitida, Halichondriidae.
AUGAACCAGCUACUACCCGAGGCUUGGGUGCAAGAUAGCUAUUCAGAAUCAUCGUCACAUUGUUGCCACAAUGCAAGUGCGAGCAAGCCUAAGAAGGGAGUUUCUUCUAUAUUCUCGUGGAUACAGUGCUACAGCACUCUGGUGAGCAUACUCGCUCACAAAUUCCCGUCUAAGGUGCCUCAAUUGAUGGCCUACCAAUCCAUCAUUGUAAGAUGCUACACGGAUUACGAAGGAGACGGCAAUGCAAAGAGGAACGCGGUUUGCAGAAUUUGUUUGAGACACAACCACCAGACAGCCGACUGCAAUGAAGCAGAUAAAAACUACCUGAGGUCAGGGUAUCCCACACCCGAUGUGGGAUUCAGCAGACCGGUAAAUUCAGGGGUGGAGAUUUGCAGGCUCUACAAUGCAAUCGGCGAAUCCAAGUGCUAUCAAUACACAGCUGAUUUAGUCGCCCUGGAGCAAUUCAGGCAGUCUGAGCAUACUGCUGUGACAUCAGCAGAGCUGAGUCGAAUUGUCACACCACUAAAUGCUGAGGCCUGGAAAGCCUGUUUGCUGAACCAUCCGGAUAGGUUGUUUGCUUAUUACAUCAGCAAUGGUGUUCGAUGCGGUUUUCGUUUGGGCUACAAUCGAGAGUCUAAGAUGUGUGCCACUCUGGGCAUUCCGGUAGCACCCGAAAAGACAGUCACUCCUACGCCAAUUAUUACAUUCUUAGGCAUUGAGAUAGACUCGAUUGCCCAGCAACUUCGCCUCCCGGCAGAGAAAAUGGCACGAAUAUUAAAGAUGCUACGUUCGUGGUCUAGCAAAAAGAAUGCAACGAAAAAAGAUCUACAGUCUUUGGCUGGUACACUGGAGGACGCAGCUCGUAUCAUAAAGCCAGGAAAGGCAUUUUUGAGGCGUAUCUACACGGCUGUAGGGGGUUUAUCCAAGCCUCAUCAUCACUCUCUCUGCUUUCUUACAGAAGUCCAACCUCUCGGCAACAGCGGUAUCGGCAAUACCUUUCGAGUUGUUAGAAAUGUUGAUGGGCUCCAGGCCAGAUUGGAUGUCACAACAUUGGAGGCGGAUGUUCAACGCUACUUUGAACAAGGUUUAGCUCAGUCCACCCAAAAAACUUACAAAAGUGGAAUUAAAAAGUUUUAUGAGUUUUGUGCUAGGUUACCCCCUCAGUUUGUGUCACUCCCUAUUACUCAAUCUAUGCUUUGCUUAUAUGUAUCAUAUUUAGCUCGCAGUGGUCUAUCAUAUUCCACUAUCAAUUCUUACCUCUCGGCAUUGCGUCACCUGCAUAUCCUUCAUAAUUUUCCCGAACCUCAGCAAGCGGCUUGGCAAAAAUUCAUGCUAGUCAAGAGAGGCAUUAGAAAAGAGAAAGCAAUCUCUCACCCCCAAAAACCUAGGCUGCCUAUUACCCCAGACAUUUUGAGGCAGAUAAAAGCACUAUGGUCUGUUGAACCAAUACAACCAGAUACAGUCAUGCUUUGGGCUGCGAGCUGUUUGUGCUUUUUCGGUUUCUUCAGGUUGGGAGAAAUUACUUGCUCGUCUGCCAAUGCAGUCAAUCACAAGGACCUGCUCCUUGCUGAUUUGGCAGUUGAUAGCCAUGCUGGCCCGACCUACAUCUCUGUCACCUUGAAGCAGUCCAAGACAGACCAAUUCCGGAGAGGUGCGCUUGUGAUAAUUGGCAGAACAGAUGACGAUUUAUGCCCUGUAGCAGCCCUCUUACAAUACAUCUCGGUUCGAGGUACACAUUCAGGCCCCUUGUUUAUUUACGCCGAUGGGAAGUUCCUGACAAAACAGAGCUUUGUUCCACGCAUCAGGGAAGCCUUAUCGGCACUCGGCUUGAAUAAUACUCACUACGCUGGCCACAGUUUUCGUAUCGGGGCAGCUUCAACCGCUGCCAAAGCGAAUAUUGAAGAUUCAAUGAUAAAAACGUUAGGAAGAUGGGAAAGCAGUGCCUUCCUGACGUACAUUCGUACUCCACCAGCUCUGAUAGCAAGGAUGGCAAAAACACUAUCAUCCCCUACCACGGACUAGAUCUAAGUCACGUUUUAUUUAUUCAUUUAAUCACACUUAUUUUUGUUGGAGGAAUGGUACCGUAUUCACGGUACGGUGGACUCACGUUGUCUAUAAUGAUUAGAUUUACACAACUUUGGCAUUCCUUAUCACAAAAAGACGUUAUUGACCGACUGAGUUAGCUAAUGCUUAACAUGCUAGCAGUGCGAUUCUCAGUCAGUCAGGGUAGUGUGACGUUUAACUAGCCUCGAGGCUCAGCCGCUUUAAAAUAAGUCGUGACUCGAGGCUAGGCUUUUGUGCCUUGCAUGAUGUUGUGUAUUUGAGUCUAGUGCUCAGCUUUCCUCCAAUACUCUUCAAGCUUAGCCCUAGAGGGCGGGCAAUCAAGCUAAACCAGCACAUUCAACAGGAUGUAGACCGUAGAUUAA